This is a messenger RNA of Rosa chinensis, 1320 nucleotides long. Its product is annotated as F-box protein At3g07870. The transcript is spliced from 3 exons. Gene Ontology annotation, molecular function: protein binding. Lineage: Eukaryota; Viridiplantae; Streptophyta; Magnoliopsida; Rosales; Rosaceae. Bases 1 to 1320 code for a protein of 439 amino acids. The record is from RefSeq and is a predicted model, not a curated record.
AUGGAAAUUCUCUCCAGGCUCACUCCCAACACUCUCAUCAACUGCAGGUGCGUUUGCAAAUCAUGGCUUUUUGUGAUUUCCCACCCUCAUUUUAAUCGUCUCCUCCAUUCAAGAUCCCCAAUUGGCAUCUUCAUCCAGACAUUUCCUCAUCCCAUCAGAUGGAAAGGGAGGAUACUAGAGUUCACCCAGAUAGUAGAAUGUGCUGCUCCUGAUUUGCAGCUAGAGAAGAUGAGUUUUCGUCCCAAAGUUAGCAUACCGCUUAUUGGUGACAAAGAGGGUUUCAUAACGAAAAAUGGUUUGUUAAACUCCUGCAAUGGUUUACUUUGCUUGUCUGGACCGAAAAGAAAUGAUAUCUUGUAUGUGUGUAAUCCAAUUUUGGGUGAGUUCAUCACCACACCACCUCUUAAAAAUGGUAUAGACUACCUCGCUUUUAAUGGACUUGGUUUUAGUGCUGCUACCAUUGAGUACAAAGUGUUAAAGACUUGCCAGGCGAAUCAGGCUCAGAUAUACACCAUUGGUACUGGAGUUUGGAGAGACAUUGGACAGGCUCCUUUUGGCAUUGUGUGGUUUCCGUUUAAUGCUUUUCUACAUGGAGCUCUUCAUUGGGCUACCCAGUAUUGGUCGGGUUAUGAGUUUAUGCAUUCCUUCAACUUUGAAACAGAAAAGUUUCAAACAAUACCCCCACCUAGCCACUUUGCACUGAAAAGGAAACUUAAAGAGCGGGUAACCUUGGGAGUGCUGGGACGUUGUCUCCUCUUAUGUGCCUUUGAAGAUGACAGUAGCAAAUUUGAUAUGUGGGUUAUGAAGGAUUAUGGUGUCCAAGAGUCUUGGACAAAGUUUCUUGUUAUUGAAAACUUGAGCCCCACAAGAAGUUUGACACGUGCAGACUAUGAACCAAUUAUGUUCUUGAGUAACGGUGAAAUCUUAAUGUCGUAUGAUGCUUCUGCUGUGGUUUGUUAUAAUCCAGAAACAAAGAGUUUCAAGGAAACUAGUAUUGGUCCGAUUGGGUUAGGAUUUGUCGCUACGUCUUAUAGUCCAUCCUUUGUUUCACUCUACUAUAUUUCAAAAGGAGAGGAGGUGGAAAGUGUAAGAGACAAUGAGAACUUCAAUAAGCUGUUUCAUAAAGGAAGUAGUAGUUCUGCUUGUUCUGUGAGGCCACCCCAUAAGUCCACAAAACUCAACCCAGGGAAUUGCCAGCCUGUUGUUCAAGAGGGUCUCCCUAGGCCUAGAAUCAUAACUUCCUCUGUUGCUUCCUCAAAACUCAACCCAGGCUAUUGUUCCCCUGCUGUUCAAGAGGGCCUCCCUAGCUCUAAAGCCUAA